Messenger RNA from Aureobasidium namibiae CBS 147.97, 789 nucleotides. RefSeq names its product BcRCN1, regulator of calcineurin. Gene Ontology annotation, cellular component: cytoplasm; nucleus. The record is from RefSeq and is a predicted model, not a curated record. NCBI's taxonomy places the organism in Eukaryota, Fungi, Ascomycota, Dothideomycetes, Dothideales, Saccotheciaceae. Gene Ontology annotation, biological process: calcium-mediated signaling. The coding region runs from base 1 to 789 and encodes 262 amino acids. The transcript has a single exon. Gene Ontology annotation, molecular function: calcium-dependent protein serine/threonine phosphatase regulator activity; nucleic acid binding.
AUGUCCCCCCACGCCUCUUCACCCUCGGCCUCGCCCACGAAGCGCAAGCACUCGCCCUCCCUCUCCAUCGACCUCAGCAACCUGCCCCAACUCACCACAAUCCCCGUGCCGUCCAACACCCUCAUCAUCACAAACCUGAACGACCCUGCCAUCUUUGGCCCCACCAACCUCGCAACCAUCAAAGCCGCCUUGGACGCACACGCAACCACCUACUCUUUCUCUCCCCUCAAGUCAUUCCGUCGUAUCAUCGCCUCCUUCUACAGCGUCGAGGCCGCAAUCGACAUUCGCACCAAACUCGAUGGCGAAAAUGUGUUGGGCCAAAGGAUAAGAGUCUACUUUGGCGCAGAGACAAAGAUCGCAAGCCACGAAGACCAACACUUGAAAGCUCCAUCCACUGGCAAACUCUUCUUCAUCUCGCCUCCCCCCUCGCCACCCCACGGCUGGGAGUCCCGCCUCGAAGACGCCCCUAACAAGGAAGUCCACGCCGAGGACCUCGCAGACGCUCUGCACAAGCUUUCCUCAGUCCCUGAAGACGACGCUGCUCCCCAAACCGAGCAAGCAGAGCAGCAGACGGCACCAGUGACUGUGCCGCAGGUGCAGAGGAGUAGGGCUGAUUCAAGAACGAUCGUGUAUUCGCCGGUUGAGCAGGGCCACUCGCCGUUGCUACCCGCUAUUGCAGUCGAGGAUACCAGUGCCGAGGCGUCGCCUGUGGAUGAGACAUUUGGAUUCGACGCUCAGAAGCCUUUGGUGCAUACUGCUCGUCCUCCUGUCGAGCUCAUGGAGGAGUGA